AUGCUUCGACAACAACAAUUCUCACAUCUACCUUCUCUUCUCUCUUCCUACAAUGAUCUAUUCGGAGAACCUUCCAAACAACAACAACAUCAAGAAAACAUUCCACUCGUCUCUCCUCCUGAAUUGGUCAAAACAUUUCACACCGAAAUUAGUUCUCAAGAAUUAACUCAAAAAGAAUUAAUUUUGGAACAAUUGGUGAAGAGUCGAUCGACAACGUCCGGAAUAGACGAGUCCAUGAUACAUCCAUCAUCCUGUCGACAGUUGCUUUCGCAAGAGGAUGACAAUGAAGAAUUGUCGCCUUCUGAUCAUCAUCCUUACGAAAAAUUGUCAAUUGAAGAGGAAAGUGCACAUGAUGAGAAACAUCACUCCGAAAUGAUUCAACAAUUCAAAAAUGAUGACAAUGACGGUCCAUUCGAUUCGAAACAUCACCACCUUUACUCACAAGAGUUUAAAAGUGUCAUGAAUUAUUCAUCACGAAUUGCAGAAAUGACAAAACAAAUGAAAUUGUCGUUACUAAAAGAUAGAAAAAGAGUGACACACAAUUUUGAUGGCAUUCGAAAAGAUCUAGAGAAGAUGAAUUUUACAAUGCUUGGACAUUUAAUACCGUUCAAUAUUGUGCAUGAAUAUAUUUUGUCAUUCUUAACUUUGAGAGAAAUCAAUGCCUCAAUUUGUAGAUUAAGCAAAUCGUGGGAAUUAGCUGCUGCUUUUUAUCCUUUGAAUCAAUUAGAGAACAUUGAUUGGAUCAAGAAGCGAUUUUAUUCAUCCUUCAAAGAUGUGACCGACAAUGUGGAAAUGGGUCAUGAACAUAGCAAUGUGAAAUUUACCUAUUUCAUUGUGACUGAAAAACAAAAUAUUCCGCAAUUAGGAAACAAAGCUUCCUUCUCAAAACAUAAUGUCACAACAACAAGUGCUAGAAUGAUUUGGUUUUUGAUUUCUCGAUCCUUCUCAUCAUUUGCUGAUUCUCUCGAAAAACGCCACCCAAGUAUGAAAUCAUUUCUCAAAGAUAAGAUUAUUGAAUUUUGUUUACUGAUUUCCAAAGCGCAAGAAACCAUUAUCGAGUUGAAUCAAUACAAACACAUUCACUUGAUCAUUCAGCGUCUUUCUCAUUCAGACAAACUUUCAAGGUUGCAACAAGGAGAAGAUUUUGCUUUGAAUUUUGUGAUGAAAGGAGACAAUGACGACCAUAUGAAUGCAUUUUGUUCCCUCAUGUCCAUGAGGCUUGAAGGUUUUCCUAAUCAAGUUUCGCUUUUCCUUCAACAUGAUGAAGACUAUUCCGAUGAGGAUGAAGAAGAGCACGACGAAGACAUAUCCGAAGAAGAAGAAGAAGCAAGUAGUGAGGAGGAGGACGACGACGACGACGACGACAAUGGUGAGGCUUCUUAUGAAGCUUUUGCCUUCCAACAUCAACCCGUGUACAAUGCAGAUCGCUUGUUCGAUGAAUUGGAAGGCAAUCAGAUAGACAGCGCUGACUACGAAGAGAAUGAAGAAGAACAAUGA
Messenger RNA from Naegleria fowleri, 1497 nucleotides. RefSeq lists its product as uncharacterized. The transcript has a single exon. The record is from RefSeq and is a predicted model, not a curated record. Lineage: Eukaryota; Heterolobosea; Eutetramitea; Acrasida; Naegleriidae. Bases 1 to 1497 code for a protein of 498 amino acids.